Molecule: messenger RNA, 1911 nt
Organism: Sungouiella intermedia
Lineage: Eukaryota; Fungi; Ascomycota; Pichiomycetes; Serinales; Metschnikowiaceae
Source: the annotation of a GenBank genome assembly
AUGAUGAACUCAGAAAUUCCGACCAUACUUGCGAAUGGUCUUCCACUCUGCUCACAGGGUCCGGAAGCAGACCGCCGUUUGUCUCUCGAUACUAGCAUUCCAAAGUUACCUUCCAUCCGCCUACCAGUGAAAAGUCCUCAGGUACUUUCUCCCACAUCCAAAUAUCAUUUCAAGGAUCUACCGGAGUAUGUGACUGCUGUAAAUGCCUCCGAUAGUGCGACUGUCGCAUCGUGGGUUGAUUCAAACGACGUCUUAAUUGUGGAUAUCCGUCCAUUCAACUUCUAUUCCAAUUCAAGGCUUAGAAACGCAUACAAUGUUUGCGUUCCCACAACACUCCUCAAAAGAGCCAGUUACGACUUGCAACAGGUAUUCAACAGUACAAGCUUGCCCGCACAGUUGAAAGAGAAGGUCAUAGCACAUUCAACUCCCAUGAAAGUACUCAUAUACGAUGACUCUAGCUGUGAAGAUCAUGUCAUGUUCUCAAUGUACCAAAUGGUACAGAAAUUCCUGAAGUACGACUGUUUCGAUGUCGCAUACUUGAGUGGUGGACUUCUGCUGGUUGAUUCACUGUUGGUGGAUGCCUCAACCGCUCUGCCACUACGAUCCCCAGUAUCUCCGGUCACCCCAAACUCCGCAAAAGCUUCCAACGCUGAGUUUGCCAGCAGCAACCACGGAAUGACCUCUAGUGACACAUCAAAGGAUACCUUGCCUCUUUUGUCAGGCUUUACAUUGCCUUCAGCAACAGCAUCGAAUCAAAAAUUCAUCAUGUCCAUGAAAAAGGACCUACCAAAACUUGAUACCAAUGUGAAGUACAACUACAACUUCCACCUCCCAGAAAAAUUCGCCGAAAAGAAGGAUAAAUUGCCUAAGUGGCUCUCGUUUUUCGCCGAGAACUGUGAUGAAGAAGACUACAGCAAGAAAAUUGUGGAGAAAUUGAGCGAGAAGUUUAAUAAGAUCGAACAAACCGAACAAGUCCGGUUAAACAUGGCAAUCUCCAAUUUUGAUGAGAAUAACAAGCGGUCACCGCAUUACCAUUCAUGCUCUCCAAAGAGCGAAAGUGUCACUCCGCUGGCGAUGUGUCCUUGCUGUGAUCCAAUCGACUACAAUAUACCUAAAGGCAUAGAAAAUGGUUACAAGAACAGGUACAAAAACAUCUGGCCUUAUGAGCAUUCGAGAGUGCGGUUGAUUUCCUCUCCAUCGUGUGCCCCGAAGAAGUCCAGCGAUGAUUACUUCAAUGCUAAUUACAUUGACUUUGACAAGUUGUCACUGACCAAGUACAUUGCUACCCAGGAUCCUUUGGAGGCCACAUAUGAAGACUUCUGGAACACCGUUUGGUAUAACGGUGUUAAAGGUAUUGUUUGCCUCACCAUCCCACUGUUAUUGGCUCCACAGACGUAUUAUGAAGGUAAUCAAUUCUACUCCAAGAGCAAUCUAAAUAUUGAAAUUGGCGACCCGCAGCAGUUCAAUGGAUACUCCAUGCGUGAGAUCACCAUGAAGAAGAAGGAAACCACUCGCAAGGUAUUCCAUUUUGCAUACAGUGAAUGGCCCGACUUUGGCACUCCCGACAACCUCAGCUCCAUUUUUGAAAUGUUGAAUAAAAAAAAUGAAAAGGUCGAGACCUUGAGCGGACAGCGACCACCAACAAGCAAGGUGCCCAAGCCCUGGGAACUACUCGUGCACUGUUCUGCUGGAUGUGGUCGUACUGGAUGCUUUAUCACCAUAGACAUGGCGUUGGAUUGCUUCCUGGCCGAAGACCGUCUCAACCGUUACGAUCCAUGGGGCUAUGACGAUUUAGUGUAUAAGAGUGUGCAAUUCCAGCGGCAGCAAAGAGUUUCCAUGGUUCAAAACCUCGACCAGUUUGUGUUUUGUUACGAAGCUAUCAUGAACUACGUUGUGGAGCACCUCUUGUAG